UGCCCCAUCUCUCAGUCGUAUCUUCAUUCCGUACCUGUAUAAUGCCAUUCUCUCUCUUCGUUACCUUGAGUUCGCUUUUACACAUCAACGCUACUGACAGGCCACCUUGAAAGCUACUAGAUACAACAAACAACCCAGAAUUCUUGAACCUACCCAAGAUCACAAAAUGCCCAUUCAGGUCGUGCGAAUGACAGAAGCCGAUAUAGAUGGGGCAAUUGAUACAAUACAAAAAGCAUUUGCAGAUGAUCCCUACAAUAAUUGGGUCUACCCUGAUCGCUCGAAGGUUGAUCUCACACGAAACCGCGUCUCGCUCACCCUUCGCUGCCGUUGGGGCAUAUCCCAUGGCCUCUUUUACGUCGCCCGCGAUUCUUCAAGCCCCACCAAAAUCCUUGGCUGUGCAAUGUGGAUGCCGCCCCAACCACGAUCGCAACCGGAAUCGUGGUCCUUAUACCUUUCCUACUGGUGGCUCUGGGUGAACCAGAUUCGUAUGAAUACCUGGUAUGGUCGAGGUGGGCUUAGCACGCAGCGAUACUGGAUCUGGAAGGCGCGGCAGGCGGAGGCGCAGAAGGAGCUCUGGACGGCCGAGAAAGGGUAUUACUUCUGUAAUAUUGUGACAGUCUUACCUGAGGCACAGGGUCAGGGUGUUGGGAGGAAGUUGAUGGAAGAAGUUCUUCGGAAGGCAGAUGAAGAGGGCGUUGAUUGUUAUUUAGAAAGUUCGAGGAAGGAGCCAAACGUGCCGAUAUACGAGAAGUUUGGUUUUGAGCUGGCGCGCGAGAUGGAGUGCAAGGAUGGCGAUGCAGAGAAAGAUGCAAUAACGCUCUACUGCAUGCUGAGGAAGCCGAGAGGAACUAGAGACAUGCGCUCUUGAAGGGUGUAGUGUAAGUUGGACGACGAACGUGCGGUCAUCGCUGGUGAGAGGCAAGCCUCAGUUCCGUA
Messenger RNA from Boeremia exigua, 936 nucleotides. RefSeq names its product acetyltransferase-like protein. The transcript is spliced from 2 exons. Gene Ontology annotation, molecular function: acyltransferase activity, transferring groups other than amino-acyl groups. The record is from RefSeq and is a predicted model, not a curated record. NCBI's taxonomy places the organism in Eukaryota, Fungi, Ascomycota, Dothideomycetes, Pleosporales, Didymellaceae. Bases 167 to 868 code for a protein of 233 amino acids.